AUGGUUGGUGACUCACUGGGCUUAGUUCUGGUGAUCCCAGUAAAUAAAGAUGCUAGACGUGCAGGAGAAAUUGAUCAGAUCGCCUUUGAAAUCGAUCUUUUCCAUAGUGGUCUGAGGGGUUUGUUCCUCUUCGGGCAUGCUACAUCGGAUCAAGUCUUCCAGGUGAGUGUCAGCGAAGAGUGGGAAGGUGGUAAUGAAAUUGGCUCCAAUGCCAAUAAGAAAGCUGCCACUAAUAAGUUAAGUGAAGUGCAUCAGAAAGGCUUGGUAGAGUAUCUGAAUACGAGCCUUGUUCAACUGUGCCCACGGGACCCGGAAGCCCUCGAGGCAAGGCGAAAAGGAAGAGAUGCUCCCUAG
Molecule: messenger RNA, 354 nt
Organism: Dovyalis caffra
Lineage: Eukaryota; Viridiplantae; Streptophyta; Magnoliopsida; Malpighiales; Salicaceae
Source: the annotation of a GenBank genome assembly